Molecule: messenger RNA, 6391 nt
Organism: Anguilla rostrata (American eel)
Lineage: Eukaryota; Metazoa; Chordata; Actinopteri; Anguilliformes; Anguillidae
Gene: flt3
Product: fms related receptor tyrosine kinase 3
Exons: 24
Coding region: 452-3352 (966 amino acids)
Biological process (GO): positive regulation of kinase activity; B cell differentiation; cytokine-mediated signaling pathway
Cellular component (GO): signaling receptor complex; plasma membrane
Molecular function (GO): ATP binding; growth factor binding; transmembrane receptor protein tyrosine kinase activity
Source: RefSeq, a predicted model, not a curated record
UCUGAUUUGGCGGGUUCCUAUUUUUUACAGUCUAUGGCGGUUUCACCGUUUUCAAAUCUGCCAAUACUGUCAGUAGGAUGAAAUGUCGGAACACUUACCAUUUUAAUUUCAUCAGGAGCCAGCUUCAGCGUUGUAAGAAGUUGGUCAUACUGUAUAGGCACAAACAAAGACAUAAAGCAAAUACCUUACAGACGAUUGACAAAUAGAAACACAAAACUAGAACCAAAUAUACACUUAUUUAAUAACUCAAAAACGUCAUUCUAUCAUUCCUCUUUUACUAAAAGUUUAGAACCUGACCCAAACCGAACACACAGGCCUAUUUAAACUGUAGGCCUAAUGGUGAUUCGCAGAGCACAUGAUUUAAUGCGGACGUCACUUGAGUUAAAUCGUAACUUCUUCCUUGAGUUUCAGACAGUCCUUCCUGAAGCUGGUUGCACAGCACUAUUUUUCAAUGGGAUUAAGAAAGCACGCCAGACGAAAAAAAUGGGUUCUUUAUUUUGCCGUACUUCUGCUGCAGACCGAAGCAGAGACGCUAACUCCCUCAGAUGGUGGCGGAGAUUCCCAGCAAGUGCGCUGCUUCAUUGACCGGAAGAGCCACUGUAGCAAUUGGGACACAGAGCAGAUUCCAUGCAGGCUGUUUGAUUGGAACAUGCAGAGUCCCCCUAUGAGCCAAGUGAAGAUUCGAACCCAGGAAACAGUCAGGAUCAGCGCUGAGCACUACCCAACUAUACAGACAUGCUCCUGGAACUACAGCACAGAGAGCAGCACCUAUUCAGAGAAGAACAUAGAGGGAGUGUACACUGUAAUCAUUUCCCAGGCCUCAGAGAGGGAUUCUGGGAAUUUUAGCCUGUGCUGUGAGUCUGGCAGCCAGCGCACCUGUGUGGCUUUUGGAGUCCAUUUGACACUUGAGUACCGACCAUCAACACCACAACUGAAAAUUUUGCCUGGAGGAAGAGGACGUUCCAGUAAUUAUUCCUGUAGCUCAAAGGGUUUCCCAAAACCCACAAUCAGCUGGAUCCCCAAAACAUCCAGCUUGCCCUCAUCGAGCCUGGGGAACACAGCUGUGAGCAUUGUGUCAAGCUUCAAGCUCUACAACAAGAAGACUGUGUGCUGUGCUGAAAACAGCCUGGGCAAAGAGUGUUCCAUGCUGUACAAUUAUGAUCUGUGGCUUCCAGACUCAAAUGAGGAGGUUUCUCUGGUUACACUGACCCCAGGUCAGCCUCUACUGUUACGCUGCAGUGAUAAGGAACCCUCAACCCCUGGGUUACGCUGGCUACCUGAGAAAAAUGGACUCCAGGUGUUGCAUGAUGACAUGGGCUCUCAAUCACUCACCUAUUUGUUCAUUGAUUCUGUGAAUGAGGAACACAGUGGCACGUAUACCUGCAAGUCCCAUGACAACAGAACGAAGUCCAUCAAUGUCCAAGUUCGUGAAGGAGGAUUUAUAAACUUGCUGGAGCUGAAUGAAGUGAACCAUGUAUUGGCGCAGGACAGAGCCAAAUUCUGCUUCCGAGCUGUGCUUUCUGCCCAUCCAAAACCACGCUGUCACUGGCUUACUCCAAAUGGGACGGUGCCAUGCCCAGACCGCGUCACAUUCUGGGGGAACAGUACUUUUGAGCUGUGUGAUCCUGCUCCAGGCCUGUAUCAGUUUCACGCAGAGAACAGCAAGGCAUGCAUAACUAGGAACAUGUCCCUCUGUGUCACAGACACACCCAGUGUGAGACUUAUUCAGGAGGCAGACAGGUUCAGCUGUAGCACCAACAGCACCAUGCCACUGAAUAUCACUUGGAAGACCUGUCCACUCUCUGCCAACUGCCUGGAUGCCUCCUCUUGGCGAGGUGAGGAAGAUCACCCAUUCCAUGUGUCAGAGGCUAAAGGCCUGUGCCAGAAGGAAGUGUCCAGUUACUUUCUCCUGGACCAUUUGGAGCACCAAACCAAACUGAAGUGCUGUGUUCACAACUCUGCCGGCGAGCAUUGCAGCCAGGAAACAUCACUGCUGAAAAACUAUUCCUCUACUAGUCUUCUGUUGCUGACGGGCUUGUUGAGCAUUUCCCUGUUACUGCUCACCACUGCAUUGAUCAUCUCCUUCAGAAGGAAGAAGCCCCAGUAUGAAAGCCAACUUAGGAUCCUGCAGAUGGUCGACAAUGACUACGUUUACAUCAACUUUAAACAGUUCCAGUAUGACCAGAGUUGGGAAUUUCCUCGUGAGAACCUAGAGCUGGGGAAGGAGCUGGGGUCAGGAGCAUUUGGCAUGGUGGUGGAGGCCACUGCCUAUGGGAUCUGCAAACCAGGAGUCUCUGAACAGGUGGCUGUGAAGAUGCUGAAAGAGAAGCACCAGACAGUGGAGAAGGAGGCUCUGAUGUCAGAACUGAAGAUGAUGAUGCAUAUUGGUAACCAUGUCAACAUUGUCAACCUGCUGGGGGCCUGCACAGGCUCAGGGCCUAUCUACCUCAUCUUCCAAUACUGCACCAAAGGAGACCUUCUGAAUUACCUGAAGACUAACAGAGAGAGGUUUCACCAAUCUCUGACUGACCUCUUCACCAAAAACCACUUCAGCUGCCUGUACCACAAUUUCCAGUCAGAUUGCACCCACAGCCCCUACAUACCAAUGUUCCCUGCGGUAACCAGAAAGCCCGAAACUCAAGAGCUCCUCAGUUAUAGCACCAGCCCGGACCCUCCGGAAGUCUUGUGUCACGGGAUCUAUGAAGAAACAGAUUUAUCAUAUGAGGAUGAGCUGCAGGUGCUGACCUAUGAUGAUCUACUGAGCUUUUCUUGCCAAGUGGCCAAGGGAAUGGAAUAUCUCUCCUCAAAAAAUUGUAUUCAUCGAGAUCUGGCUGCAAGAAAUGUGCUGGUGAGCCACGACAAAACUGUGAAGAUUGGGGACUUUGGCCUUGCAAGGGACAUAGUGAAGGACUCCAACUAUGUUGUCCGGGGAAAUGUGCGGCUACCUGUGAAGUGGAUGGCUCCAGAGUCUCUUUUCGAGGGAAUGUACACCAUGGAAAGUGACAUCUGGGCUUAUGGAAUCUUGCUGUGGGAAAUAUUCUCUCUGGGUGUUACACCAUAUCCAGGGAUGAAGGUGGAUCAGAAUUUCUAUGCCCUGAUCCAAAAUGGGUUUCAGAUGGACCGGCCAUACUACGCCAGUGGGCCAGUGUACCAGGUAAUGCGACUAUGCUGGGCACUGGAGCCCCAUGCACGCCCACCAUUCUCAAAACUGGUGGCCUUCAUGGAGACUGAGCUGGAGGAUGUAGAGGAGAAGCUGUACUCCAACAUGACAGGAAGCAAAUCCAGAACUUACAAGAACAUCCUUCAGACCACAAGCAGCAUGUCAGAGAACGUGAGACUAGAACAUCAUUAGACUCAAUUCCACCUCCAUGGCAAUACCAGUGCUAUAGCCUCAGAGUAAACUUUCUUUCCCCUCAUAUGCAAACAAACACCGCAUGCAUAUUAACCCUUUAACUGGAGGGAAAUCAUUCAAGGGUGGCCAAAGACUCAGAUAAACCUGUCAGGCUCAUGUUAACAAAUCCAUUUAACAGUAGUAAGUAUUUACGAUGUAUACCUUCAGAUAUUAAUUGAUUUUGUUAUGUCCAUAUGAUAUAACAAUAAUUAGAGCCCGACCGAAGCCAGAUUUUUGGGUCCGAUGCCGAUCCCAAUUUUGGAGAUUCCUAGCCCACCGAUUACCGAUGUUUUGACCGAUAUUUUGUCAAAAAGUGCAACAUUUUCAAAUCAAUUUGAAAAACUUAUAUUUUAUUAAAGUUUCUAUAUUUAAGAACAUUUAACUUAAGCAAACUAAAAUAAACACAAAUAACUUUUUAGAUAAAAAAAAUGUAAAAGAUGAUAUUAAAUUAAAUAUAUAUAUUAACACAUCUUUAAGAGUGUGAAAUCAAAAUAACUCCACACCUUGCUUUUACUCCUUUCUUUUAACAUGGCUUAAAAUGAUCCACGUUAUAAGUGUUUUAUCGGCGUUUUUACCGUCUGGUUAGCUUGCUACGAUGACGCGUGACUAGAUGACACACUCGCUUGCAAGAACGCUUUGGCUAUUGACACAGCAUCAUAUGGUAGCUAAUAUUAUCUCAGAUAAAAAAACAAAUGCGUGAUGCAUUCAAUCACCAUUUUAUUUUGGCUGGUUAUUUAUUUGAGAAUACAGCGAUGUCCUCUGGAAAUGUAGAUCCUACGCUGCUUAUGUGCUCACUGCCACUUCAUGAAGGCUUGCUAGCCAGCUAGCUUGCUAAAGUGAACCAAAUAUGUUAGCUAGCUCGCUCGCUUGAUAAUGAGGAUUGAUAAACGCAUUUAAUUAAAAACUUUCACUUAAUAUACAUACCUUUAUUGCGCCAAUCGAAUCUGUGCAGACAAGUCUUGCAGUGGAGAAUACUGGAUGAGGCUCGAGUGACAAACGUCUUAUUACAGAAGUAGCGCGUCAGCUUCUGCAGUUCACACUUGUAUUAGAACUCCCUCUACUGGAUAAUUCUAGUAAAUAGCAAUUACAACGUUCGAACAGACAAGUACAGAUACAUAAUCAAAAUAAUCAAUUUUGUUUAUUAUACUUAUUUAAAAAUCAGGACACAUCGGCUGCAUAACUGCCAAUCCCGAUGUCGUCAAAAAAGUCAAAUAAUGGCCAAUAUAGCUGCCAAACCGAUAUAUCGGUCGGGCUCUAACAUUAAUAUGUCAGUUCACAGUAUGCUUAAGCAUUAAGUAAUAUCUAUGGAAUUAAUUGUUUCUAUGUAUUAUAAAUAUGUUCUUUUUUUGGAAAAUUCAGUAUUUGAAUGCAAUGUGUGCUGAAUUCCUCUCCCGAUGGAAUCAGGGAAAGGGCUGGUGUGAAUAUGUAGUCAUAGCAUAUCUGAGAUACACGUGUUAAUGUGUAGUUUUAGUAUAUCUGACACAUACAUAUUCAUGAGUUGUUACAGUAUAUCUGAAAUACACAGGUGUCAAUAGGUAGUUGCCAUAAAUUGGGAAUGCAGGUAUGCCAUCCUGCCAAGUUAAGCCUUGGCGGGGUGUCACGCCCCAUACCUAUACAGCACAGAGACUUUGCCACUUUUCAUGGUUUCCUACAGAAAUAACCACAUUGACCACAGACCCUCAGCCCUUAAGAACAUUAUCUAUACCCCAAACUGUUGAGGAAGCACAAAAUCAUCUAUAAUGUGAUUGAAUGCUGGAGCAUUAAGAUUUGCCUUUGCUGGAACUAAGGGACCAAGCCCAAAUCAUAAAAAACAGCCACAGACCUAAAAAAAAAAACAGAAGAAAUAAUAAAAUAAACAACAUCUGAGCCUUCAUUAUGUCGCUGCAUAAAGUAUGUUGUGUGUUUACAUGAGGCCAAAGAAUAGAAAUUAAUGUUUAGAAGUGAGAGUUUGUAGUCAUAGCAGUUACCUCACUGGGUAGCCCUAAAAAGUGUCAAACUCUCAGUGCUGUAUAUGUAUGUUGACAGAAAACAUGUUUGCCACUGAAAUAAUAAUAUCCUGUGGCUGAGAUCCUCUAUCAUGACAUGAGGGCAUCGUGCAAGUGUCCUGAGUUUGAUUUGUAAGGAUCACUCAGUUCUGUACUAACUAGAGUCCAUGCUUGCCAUUAUUCCAUAUACAAGUGACUCUGGACCUGGAAGUAUUUCAAAUGUGUCUGGCCACAUGUAAUAUUUCUAACAUUGACCAGGUGUGCUGAAGUACUAUUGGAUGUUUUUGGAUCUCGAGUCCCUCUAGUGGCUGGACCCAGUACAACUUUUUUUACACUUUCAUUCAGUUCAUUCUGCAAUCAAAAAUAAUUUUGACUGUAAUGUUUGGUUUUUAGAUGCUUUAUUGCUGGUCCCAAAAGUAAGUAAAUAGAGAAAAUCAUGACCAGUAUUAAUGGGCUGUGAGUGUAUGUUAGUGUAGACAUGUGUAUGUGUGUGCACACAUGAAGGAGAGAGAGGGGGGGAGGGGGUGAAAGAGAGCAUCAGGGUGUAUUUAUUUUCCUGUUUGAGAAGUUUAACUGAAGACCAGGUGCCGUGUUUACUCGAAAUGUUGCAUUUGGUUAUUGGUAGAAGCAUUUAUUUUUUCCAUAGAUAUAUCCUCGGUGAGGAGGUCAGUCCACUGCAUGUUGCUUUGUUUUUUCCUUGUUUUCCACUUCAGAAGGACAGUGUUCUUGGUGACAGUUACUGUAUGGCAAUUAGAGUGAUUCUGCUGAGAUGGUCAGGAACAGUGGCCGCGGAUAAGUUCCUCACAAGCACAGGGAAGGUGGAAUUCAGCAGUCCAAAGAGAGGGAUAGUUUGUUGUAAGAUGUGCUGUUUUUGUGGACAAAGUGGACACGCACCCUAUAUGAUACAAGAUAUGCAUACUGUACAAUGCAUAUAGUUUGAUUAUAUUUCAAAGAACUGUUUAACUUUUCCUGCAAUGCACUCUGUCUGAAGAAGUAAUAAAAUGUGUUUACAAUA